AUGCGAGUUCUUCGUCGUGCUAUGCCCGGCUUUGAAGCACAGAGACCAGCAGCGGACGCUGAGCCUUGCAACUUGGGGGGAAAGAGGGUGGUGUCGCACGGAGAGAGCAGCACGGGACCUUUCGACGCACGGCGGUGGCUACGUCAUUGUUGUGGAGAGCGCGACGCACCAGAGGCUGAUGUGGACAGUAAACAAAUUGAGGGACCUGGCGAAGGGGAGUUCACACUCGAUGCUGACAGAGUGGGAAUCGGUCGUAUGGUUACUCAGAUGGUUUGGUCCAAGCUUUUCCAUUACCUCGACCAUGGAGAGUUUCACAACUACCGGUUCCUUCUCAACUCACACGCCUCGGUGUAUUUCCAUGUGCUUGACAUGGAGCCCAUUGACGGCCUUGUUCCGGGAUUCCAAACUCGGACCGACCCUUGUGUUGACCGCAAGGGUUUUAUGCUGGACCAUUUCCUGCAUCAGAAUGGUUUCAGGAACAUCUCGGAGCGGGAUGAUGCAGGGUGGCCGCCCAUUUGCUUCGCAGCGAUGAGCAACAACCUCGUAGUGCUGCAGGCGCUUCUGGACCGCCAGGUGGAUAUCAACCAGGCCACGACCAAGCCCAAGGCAGAGGCGAGUUUCCCUGCCAAAGUGACGCCUCUGGGAGUGGCUUGCUUUUUUCGCAACAAUGAAGCCGUUGAGCUGCUCCUCCGCGCAAGAGCUCACGUGAACUACAAAGAUGCUUGGGGAGGCGGUGCUCUGCAUCCGGCAUGUGCAGGGGACAAUCCGCUAGGAGUACGUCUACUAUGCCAUGCUCGUGCCAACAUGAAUCAACAAUCCAUGCCGGGGCUGAGCCCUUUCAUGCUAUCCUGUGUAUGCGGAAGUGUUCGUGCAAUGAAGGAGAUGCUGGCUCUGAAUCCAGCUUUGAGCUUGCGACACUGCCUGCACAUUGCACUCGUAGGGGCUGGAGGUGGUGCAGCCGACUUGGUUUCGGUGCUGCUAGAGGCUCGGGCGAACGUGAAUGAACAGUUCCGUUCACAGAUUCGGGAGCCCGGAUGGUGGCUUCUCAUGAAUGUCAUGGCUGUAAGGCAUCGGGUAAGCCCGUCCAGACUCACUCUGCUGGCAUAUCAUCAUUACGAUGCUACGCCGCUGAUGUUUAGCAUUCUGAGUGGCUCGUUGGAUUCUGUGUCCUCCUUGCUCUCAGCAGGAGCCCGAGUAGACAUGCGAAACUACCGCAGGAAAACGGCAUCCGAACUGGCACGCCAGAUGCUCGCGCCGUCGUGGUUGAUAGAGGCCUGCUCUACCAAAGGCCAGCCAUACACCCAGACCCUUCCCGAGAGCGACACGUUUUUUGUUUGA
This is a messenger RNA of Symbiodinium sp. CCMP2456, 1338 nucleotides long. The record is from the annotation of a GenBank genome assembly. NCBI's taxonomy places the organism in Eukaryota, Dinophyceae, Suessiales, Symbiodiniaceae.